CAGACCCAGACCCUUGCAUCCAUACCGCCUCACCCGGAAGGACAGCAAGCAAUCCGAACAACGGGAAAAAGAAAGGAAAGAACCACAUUUCAACCACACGGCAUACCUCCCGAAAAGAAAACGAACACAAUUGCCCAACAUGUCCGCAGUAGUUAUCCCCGCCGGCGGCACCUUUGUCGACACCCUCAAGAAGUCCUUUGUUGACGUCCCCAUUGACGCCAACAACGACAAUGCCAUUGGCACCACCGAGUUCUUGGAGGCUGCCGAGAGUCUCACGACCAUCUUUGACUUGCUAGGAUCGGUCGCUUUUACCCCCGUCAAGAAUGACAUUCUCGGCAACAUCAAGAAGGUCCGCGAUCGCCAACUGGCCGCCCCCGCCGAGUCCGAGACGAUCCAAGCCCUCGUCAUCAACGAGCUCAAGACCAAGAAGCACACCGCCGCCGAGGGCCUGCUGUGGCUGGUCCGUGGCCUCGAGUUCAUGUGCAUCGCCCUGUCGCAGAACAUCGCCAAGACCAGCGAGGAGCUGGCCGACUCGUUCCGCACCGCCUACGGCGCGACCCUCAAGCCCCACCACUCCUUCCUCGUUAAGCCUAUUUUCAGCGCCGCUAUGUCGGCCGUCCCCUACCGCAAGGACUUUUACGCCAAGGUCGGCAGCGACCAGGAGAAGGUCAGCACGGAGCUGGCCAAGUACCUCGCCAGCCUCGACAAGCUCAUUGGUAUUAUCAAGGGGUUCCAGGAGAGGAAGGAGGCCAAGUGGUAAAGGGAGUAUGGAGAAAUGCAUGAUACAAGAGCGUCUCGGAAGAUCAGAGAUCAUGAGAAACGAUAUAAACGUAAACGGCCAAUGUGGACACAUAUAAAAAGAAUGUGAGAACAUUGACGCUGCGGGCGAGCACGACCAGAUGAAAGAUCGGGCGAUUUGCAUCACUUCGUCGAGUCUUUUGAGCAAGCAUAUAACUGAGCAAUAAAAUUCCUGGGUCUAUGCUUCCAGUCAACGUCAGGCGAUCACCCCAACGUGUGUGCCCUAUGGUUCCUAACAGAUAGCCACUUGAUGGAAUCUGUGUCGAACGGCCCUUCCCAGGUGCCUGUCCAUAGACCAGAGUUAAUUCCUGUACCCUUGACUUGCACAUACACUUGCGCAUUUUCUUUUACUAGUUGUUGCUGUGCUGCCCAGGCAUUGGCCGUGGUCAGGAGUUUAAAGCAGGUCAGACUCAAGGCAAUAGGCAUAACGACACUGACGGGAUUACAAAACCUGGAUUGGAAACACUGUAUGCUUUUGAAAACUACCAUGUUCUAGGUAUAUCGCUUUCUAAAGCAUUUUUCACCAUUCUCUUCUAGUUACAAAGAUACAAAAGAAAUGUCCAUUAUACCCUCGCAGCUGCCUC
Molecule: messenger RNA, 1382 nt
Organism: Pyricularia oryzae 70-15
Lineage: Eukaryota; Fungi; Ascomycota; Sordariomycetes; Magnaporthales; Pyriculariaceae
Product: HET-C2 protein
Exons: 4
Coding region: 140-760 (206 amino acids)
Biological process (GO): ceramide transport; intermembrane lipid transfer
Cellular component (GO): membrane; cytoplasm; cytosol
Molecular function (GO): ceramide 1-phosphate binding; ceramide 1-phosphate transfer activity
Source: RefSeq, a predicted model, not a curated record